AUGAGUGUGCUUAUGGACGAAUCCGCCAUCAGUGGUAUGUCGAAGUCUCUGAGCAGAGACGAGGAACAUGCGUCUAUCAACAAGUUCCUACAAGGAGAACUUGCCGUCGAAAGACAGAAGAUAUUCUUGCUACAACAGCAAGGCUCUCAUCAGUGGAUGGGCGGGCCGACGCACAUGCGUCGACGCAAAACCUUGAGCAUUGAUAUCUCAAAGUACAAGGGAACCGAUGAAGAUUCCCUUUUGAGAUGGCUCGUCGAGUCAGACGAUGCCAUCAGGGCCCGUCACAUCGAGGGUGACGAGAUGCAAAUCACAUUCUCCCUGUCAAAUUUGACAGGACGAGCAAAGACUUGGGCCUUAGAGCUCAAGCUUCACGACCCAAACGUGUUUGAGUCGUUGAAGAUCUUGAAGUCACGGCUCAAAGUGACGUUGGAGCCGUCACGAGCCGAGUUCAGAGCACGCUCCGCCCUCCUGAGUAUCAAGAAAGGUAAGGGUGAUGUGCAUGAUUACGGACAACACCUACGCUACCUUGGGAGUAGAGUCACUGAAAACCCUGUUAAUGAGCACACGAUCAUGAACGUGUUUAUCUACGGGCUUGAAAAUGGACUAGUUAAGACCUACAUGUUCCGAGAUGACUUUCAUACGCUGGAAAAGGCGAUAGCGUAUGCGGAACAAGAAUACUUCAGCCUGAGACAGUCUCAAGCUGACUCGUCAAAAUAUCUUUCGACAAGACGACAGAAAACAGGAGGUCCCGAAUUGAUGGACCUCUGUUACAUCGAGCGUGAGAACUUUCGUUUUCUAAGUCACAAGCGAACGGCAAAAUACCAUCGCUAUCCGAAGAUUGGACAAAACGCCCAUGAGUGUAGUAUCCCUAAGCACCGCAUCACUUCCGAAGACAGGACAUCAUGA
This is a messenger RNA of Peronospora matthiolae, 906 nucleotides long. NCBI's taxonomy places the organism in Eukaryota, Oomycota, Peronosporomycetes, Peronosporales, Peronosporaceae. The record is from the annotation of a GenBank genome assembly.